CCUCUUCCGUUUUGAAACGCUUCCCGAAUUGCGAGAAACGGCCCAGCCUCGGAUCCGAAGCACCCAGCUUCUCUCUCCGAACCUGCCCUUCUCUUGUUCUUUGAAAAUUUCACUCACUAUUUCGAUCACUCCUUUUUAUCUGUCCGAGCAAGAACGACACCAACGCAUCCCUCUCCUCGGUGCUACUGCUCCUGCAAACCCUAGACGUUCGCUUUCGAGGAUUAGCUCGGUGCUUCAAUGGAGCUUCUCAAUGUCACUGUGAGAAUGUUUUAAUAAUUUCAAGGGUUAAAUGGUAGUUUCUCAGAGGUGUGUUUUUGGACAGCAUCAUACAUACUUGGAGAAACUUUUCUUGAUCUUCCUGCUAUGUAGUUUUUCAAAUAUUUUAAACUUUUUCCCUUGAUCAAUUAUAGACCUUCAUAUAAAUAGUUGUGUGCUGAAAAUUUGUGGGCUGGGUUAUCUAUGCCUGGAAACGAAGUAGGAGACAGGGUCCAUAAUUUUUUUGGUCAAGAGAACUUGUCCGAGGGACAAUAUCAUUCUCAAGCGGUUGAUGGGAACUGGCCAGGACUAAGCAACAAUUUGUGGGCUGGUACCCAGAGACCGAUUGGUGUGCCUUUUGUUUCCAAUUUGAAGAAUUUUAAUCAACAACAAUCAGAUCCUGAGCAGGGGGACACAAGCUCUCCACAUUUGCGACAUGGUUUGAACCUUUCACAGACUAGUUUUAGGCAUGAGUCUGGCAGAAAUUUGUUGCCAAACCAGCAAUCAGCUGUGAAUGGCUAUAUGCAGGGACAACAGGUCUUUCAGACCAGGCAGAAUGAAGCAAACAUUUUAGGAAUGGAAACAGAAUCUGAUUGGCAUAGUCUGUCAAGAGGAAUUCCAGUGCUGGAGUCCCAAGGGAGUGGUCUUGAACUCUACAAGAAAAACUUGGCUAGGAAUGAUGCUACUGAAUCUCCAGUCAAUUUUGAUUUUUUUGGAGGUCAACAGCAAAUGAGUGGACGACAUAGUGCAAUGCUUCAACCUUUACCUAGACAGCAGUCAGGAAUAACUGAAAUGCAUUUAUUACAGCAGCAAGCAGUAUUUAACCAGAUGCAUGAAUUUCAGAGGCAACAACAAUUUCACCAAAUAGAAGCGAAGCAACAGAAUUCUAUGACUCCUACUUCCUCCAUUUCAAAACAGGCAGUUGGAAGCCAUUCUGCAUCUCUCAGUGGCAUUCCCAUUAAUGAGACAUCUAAGCUUAUAUGGCAGCCUGAAGUAUUAUCAACUAAUGCUAAUUGGCUCCAGCAUGGUGCCUCUCCAGUUCUUCAUGGGGCCUCAAAUGGACUUAUGUUAUCCCCUGAACAAGGACAGGCAUUGCGUCUGAUGGGUCUGGCUCCUAAUCAGGGUGACCAGUCCCUUUAUGGGGUUCCAAUUUCUGGUUCAAGGGGCACUCCUAACCUGUAUUCUCAUGUUCAAGCAGAUAAGCCUGCAGCGCCUCAGCUUUCCAUACCACACCAGUAUUCUCAUGUUCAUGGGGACAAACCUGCACUGCAGCACAUAUCAGCUGGUGAUAGUUCAUUUUCUCCUCAUCAGUAUGCUGCAUUUUCAGACCAAAUUAACACAAAUGAUGGGACUUCAGUUUCAAGGCCAGAUCUUCAGGGGAAGAGUAUGUUUGGUUCUACUUCUAGUGGUAUAAGUAGUGGACUGAAUAUGGAGAAUUUGCAGCAAAUGAAUUCUGAGCAAAGAAUUGUUCCAAUGCGAGAUUUUCAUGGGAGACAAGAACUUGGGGGAUCUGUGGAAAUGUCACAGGACAAAAUGCUAGAGCAGACUCCUAUUUUGCAGAAUGUGGCUACCUUAGAUCCAACUGAAGAGAAGAUUUUGUUUGGUUCAGAUGACAGCCUGUGGGAUGGAUUUGGUAGGAAUUCAGGUGCUUUCAAUAUGCUAGAUAGUACAGAUAGCUUUAGUGGGUUUCCAUCUGUUCAGAGUGGGAGUUGGAGUGCACUUAUGCAGUCUGCUGUAGCAGAAUCUUCUAGUGGUGACAUAGGCAAACAAGAGGAGUCUAGUGGUCUGAGUUUCCAGAAUACAGGACGGUCAUAUGGAAAUGAGCGACCUCCAACUAUUGAUGGAAGCAAAGGACAAUCUGUUUGGAGUGACAAUAACGUGCCAUCUGCAUCCAAUAUAAAUUCAAGACCUUUCCUACGGCCUGAUGAUGUUAAUAGGCCAAAUGCUGCUGAAAAUUAUUCUGGUGUUUCUGGGUUUCAUCAGUCAGGUUCUGAUACUUUGCAUGAACAGCAUAACAGGUUGCAGAGUAACUCUUCGAGAUCAAUGCCACAAUUUUUAGAUAGAGGCAAAUGGUUAGAUUGCAGUCCUCAGCAAAAACAACUUGCAGAAGGGGGUCAUAUGUACGGAAAUGCUGCUAACUCUUCAGGUUUGGAGAAAAACCAACAAACCAUAUUGUUUGGAAAUGGUAGUGGUGAUCCUUUCAAUAAAUCCAAUGGAUGGGAUAUUGUGAAAUCACCACCAUUCAACAGGAGUUCAAAUUUUAAAGUCCAUGAGAAUGAAAACUCAUCACAGCCCCAUCAUGAGAAAGCUGUGCAUGAGGAGAUGGGCCAAGUUCCUGCUAUAUGGGAACGUGAUUCUGAUGCUAAUUCAUCUGUUGGAAUGGAACAUGUGAAAUCUGCAGGUAAUAUGCAGGUUUGUGGGGAGGAAUUUGGCACCAAUGGUAUUUCUGAAUUGCCAAAUUCUGGCACUGCAUGGUUCAGCCAGCAUAUCAACAAGCAGCUUCCUAAUGUUGAUGUAUGGAGGGAUGCAGAGUCAGCAGGGAGCUAUAGAAGAAAUGAGAUUUCAGGAAAGUAUAAGCAUCAUAUGAAUAAGAACCCAUUAGUUUUGGAAUCAUCAAAGAAUGGAAAGGUAGAAGGUGAGACACAUGAUUUAGAGGACUCUAACAAAAAGGAAAAAUCAGCAGAUAGUCUUGGCUCUAAUCCUUCCCAUCCUAGAGCUGGUGGUAUGAGAGAAAAUAGUAGUUUUGAUGGCAAUGAUUUGCAUAGUCCAAAGUUAUCUGGUCAGGGUAAUCGAAGACCUCUUGUGACUCGUAAAUUUCAGUAUCACCCAAUGGGGGAUCUGGGUGUUGAAAUGGAACCUUAUGGAAACAAGCGUGCCAUAAAUUCACAGCCUAUGGCCCAUCAGCCCUUUGGAGGGCUUAAAGGUCGGGACCAAAGCUAUCUUGGACAGUCAAAUUAUGGUCAUUCUGACAGGAAUUAUAAUGAAAUAAAUAAGGGUGAUUCAAUAAGCUUGGAUACAAAUGCUUCAAAAAGCAUACUCCCGGGUCAAAUGCCAAAAAAAAUAGCCUCAUUUGAUAGAAGUGUUGGGAAUUAUGCCUCACAGAAGAUUAUCUUGCCCAGGGGGCCUGAAACUGAAUCUUCUGAUGGGUUGGUUGCACAUCAUCAGCAGAAUCAAAGUCUUUUGUCGCAGGGCUUUGGUCUACAAUUGGCUCCUCCUACUCAAAGGCUUCCUGUGGUACCUUCUCGUAGCUCAAUAGAGAAAGAUCACACUGCACCACACAUGUCUGAGACGAGGGAUAAGGACCAAACAUGGUUAGGUACUGAUCAGACUUUUACUUCUCGAGAUCCAUCUCAUGGGGAGCUUAGGAGUAAUAUUUCUAGUGCACAAGGAAAUUUUUUUGAUAAGGCCUCACAAUAUGAUGUGCUGGGAAGCAUUCCACAGGCUUUUACAUCUGGCUUUCCUUUCUCCAGGGUCCAUUCUCAUAAUCAGAGUUUGGCAAAUUUUAGUGGACAAGUAGCAAAUACUCAAUCUGCCAAUGUAACUUUCACUGCUUCCGUGAAUCAUACUGAUGAAUACUUUGAAAAAGCUCAAACUAGUCAAUCUGAGUUGGCUUCUGCUCAGGAUAUGUCCCAGCUGAAUGGUUUAGACCAAGAUCAUCCGAGAGAUCCUGGCAACCAAAUUUUGACAGCUGAGGCUGACACUCAAUCUUCUGUUACUUUCAGUGCAUCUCAACAUGGCACUGUUUCAAAAGUUACACACAAUGCAUGGACAUGUUUUUCUAGCAAGCAGCAUCCUAAUGCUUCGAGGUUUCUAUCCCCACCCCAACAAAUUAAUGAUCAUGAAAUGAUCACUGGCUCACAAAAUCCAGUUGAUGAGGGUUUUGAGAAAGAUUUUAAUGUUGUCUCUGAUACUGAUCCUUGUGCUGCUUACUCCAACAGUUUGGUUAAAGAUAUUUCUGUGCAGCAGACAUUACCUGAGAAUGAUAUUACUACUGAAGAGGCUGCAGGUGCAUCACACCUGAAGGAACCUGUUGGGAAACAUACAUUUGAUGCAACUCAACCUAGCCCAGCUGCUACUCCCAGAGAUAUUGAGGCUUUUGGUCGAUCAUUAAGAGCAAAUAUUGUUUUGAAUCAUAAUAUCUCAUUGUUGGAUCAAGUUCAACCCACAAGAAACGGAGAGGUUGAUCCUAGUAAUCGGGAUGUGAAGAGAUUGAAAGUAUCUGAUAAUGUGGUGGACAAACAGCUGGUAGAUUCCAAAUGUGGGCAACAAAUGUCACAUGGAUAUGAUAAUGUGGUCAAAGAUGGUACAGGUAAUAAUUCCAUGCUAUCACCAAAUCCUAAUAUGCUCAGCUUUUCGACAAAGCCCCUUGACGGACAGGACACUAAUGCAUCUUCUCAAGAGGAGGUUGGUUAUGGUAAAAAAACUGAGGUUGCUGACAGUAAUAAAGGAGCUUCUGUUAAAAGUGAUUAUUCUCUGGUAAAUCCUCAGAUGGCACCAUCAUGGUUUGAGCGAUAUGGAACUUAUAAAAAUGGUAAGAUGUUGCCAAUGUAUAAUGUACAGAAGAUGACUGCUGCUAAGAUUAUAGACCAGCCUUUCGUUGUACCAAACCAAUCAAUAGAGCAAACUCACAAUGUUAGUGAGGCUCAGCUAAGUAACCCAAGGGAAAGUCCAAUGUCUCUGUCAGUUGCAAAUAAGCCUGUAGACUCUCAGUUAUCAACUCCUGCCAUUGAGCCCGAAUUGGUUUUUGUAAGGCCAAAGAAGCGAAAAACUGCCACAUCUGAACUCAUACCAUGGCAUGAAGAAAUAUUAGAAGGUUCUGAAAGGCUUCGAGAUAUUAGUACGGCUGAGUUAGAUUGGGCUCGAAGUGCAAACAGACUGAUUGAGAAGGUUGAAGGCAGUGUGGAGGUAGUUGAAGAUUUGUCAGCAGUUGUGAAGUCAAAAAGAAGGCUUGUCUUGACUACACAGCUCAUGCAGCAACUACUUGGCCCUCCUCCAGCUUCAGUUCUUGUAGCAGACGUGAAGUUGCAUCAUGAGAGUAUGGUCUACUCAGUUGCCAGAUUAGCAUUAGGAGAAGCAUGCAGUUCAAUUUCAUGGUCCAGAUGUGAUACACUUUUGGCUCCCGGCAGUAAGAACUUACUGCAUGAAAAGUGUAAAUCGUCUGAUAAAAUUGAUCAGUACAUUUUGAAAGUUACGGACUUUGUUGGUAGAACAAGGAAACUGGAAGACGAUAUAUUAAGAUUAAAUAGCAAAGCCUCAAUUCUAGACUUGAGGUUGGAAUGUCAAGAUCUGGAAAGAUAUUCUGUCAUCAAUCGAUUUGCGAAGUUCCAUGGGAGGGGACAAAAUGAUGGGGUAGAGGCCUCAUCAUCUUCGGAUGCAAAUACUAAUGCUCAAAAAUCGUUCCCCCUUAAAUAUGUUACUGCAGUUCCAUUGCCUAGGAAUCUCCCAGACAGGGUACAAUGUCUCUCACUUUGAUAAUUUAUUAAUUCAUUUUUCUAUCCUUUUUGAUCAACUGACUCCACAACCUCCUUCUUCUGGUCCUUUUCUUUCAACUUUUAUUAUUGCACUUCAUCACCAUAGAACCAUACAACUGGCAAUGUAGGGGAAGAAUGGUAUUUUAGAUUGCCUCAUCAAUCGCCGGAGGCUGUAGAUCUUGCAGUCUAUAUAUUUGUAUGUAUGUGUAGAUCUUUUCAAUCUAGUUAUCUUAAGAUUUUCAGGUUCCAAGCCAUUUGUAUAUAGCAAAUUAUAUAUGCAGUCUAUUAAGGUUUAACCAUACCAUUUGGCUUGGUUUUGUCUGAUUAAGCAUAGGUCUUCACUUAACAUUUUUGUUUUUUUCAAUAUCAAAUCAUUUUCUCUGCGCUUUCCUUUGUAGUUCUUCCCAUUGCAAAACCCCUUUGACAGGGAUGUUACAUUCCAUCAGCAAAAUGUAAGUGCGUCAAAAGUUGUGGACUUGAUUUACUUUUGGUAUUUAAUUAAUAUUGAUUGAUGA
Molecule: messenger RNA, 6241 nt
Organism: Vigna radiata var. radiata (mung bean)
Lineage: Eukaryota; Viridiplantae; Streptophyta; Magnoliopsida; Fabales; Fabaceae
Exons: 9
Coding region: 460-5727 (1755 amino acids)
Source: RefSeq, a predicted model, not a curated record